UGCCCUCAUGCACAAUCGGACAAGUUCACGAAGGUGUUUACUUCCACCUUCAAAAUUCUAACGGAAAGAGAUAAAAAUACGAAUAAUUGGACCUUAUUCUCAGCUGUUUGAUAUCGAAAAAUUGAAAAUCUACAUAUUAUAUUAUUAUAUCUGCUUAUAUAUAUAUCGCUUGUUCGCCGCCGGUGGCCGCCGCCGGCAUCCUCGGACCGGCUUUUUUUUUCGACACGAGCCAGUAACGUGUCAACAAUGAUUGAAACGCUUGUCAAGUCGUCGUUCCCCUAAUAUAAAAUCGCGUUGUUGAAACUACGAUUCCUUUCGAAAAUUGAAAACAAAAAUUCAAAUUCCCCUUUCGUUUUUUACUCAACCACAAACGCGCGCUUACGAAAUGCUUGGAGUAAAAAAAAACAAACGUAAAGACGCGAAUAAUGAACGAGAAAAAAUCGAGGACACGACACAAAGUGAUGAGGGAAAAAACAAUCGAGUCAACGAUGAUGAACCAGUCAAACAACCAAAAUACGGGCCUAUCUUGACAUUUCCAUAUCAAAAAGUUUGGUCCCGAAGCGUUCUCAUACUCUGUGUCCUCGCUGUGGUCUGGUACAACAGCAAGCGUGGCAAAGAAAUUUUUUUGGCAAAGCAAAAAGAAGUUCUGGUCGAUAGAGCGCAACGUGUCGAAUGCGCCCCCGAAUAUAAAACCGAACUGGAUAAAUUUCCUGGCUGUGUUCCGGAGCGAUGCGGACGCGUUGUCAAUGACAAAUUAGUCUCAUCUACGGAGACCGACGUUUUGCUCAAAAUUGCAGCAGCCGGCAUGAACCUGGGCGGCUCGGACGGAGGGGCAAGCAUUUUGGAUCUCCAUAGCGGAGCUCUUAGCAAAGGCACCGGCUUUAUCAAUAUUUAUAAUCAUCCACGGGCAAACAAAAUAUUCAGUAACGCAGAUUUUGCUAUUUACAAAGUUGUAAAAACAAAAAUACACCAUGCCGUCGCUCAUCAUUUUGGAGUCGAUGCGAAUAAUAUUUAUCUAACGAAACCAACAUUUUUCUCAAGGAUGACGAACGCUCCUGCAAAAACGGUUCACGACGAAUAUUGGUUGCCGCACGUUGAUAAGGUGACUUAUCAACAUUUCCAUUACACCUCGUUAUUGUAUUUAAAUGAUCACGGUAGAGAUUUCGAGGGUGGUCGUUUAAUUUUUAUAGACGACAAUAACGUAACGACAUCGAUUGAACCACGCAAAGGUCGAGUUACAAUGUUCACGUCCGGUGCAGAAAAUCUUCACGCGGUCGAGCGUGUCACCUCCGGGACGCGUUACGCAUUAACAGUUUCCUUCACCUGCGAUCCGAUCGCCGCGAUAUCGGACCCCAAAUUGGAUACAUCGAAAUCCUAAUUUUUUCAAAACUCAAUCCUAUACAGACAUAUGAAUAUUCUAGAACGAAACAGUAUUUUACUUCCUUUUACCGUAAUAUCGUUGAUGGUCUUUGAUCCUUAAUUAUCACACACACAAAUCAUCCCACCUGGGUAAUGUUGUCACAUGGGGUAAAUUUAACUCUGUGUGACCAAUGGUUAAGAAUCAUUUUUUUCCCUUCAAACUCCAAACAAGACCGCUAAAACUUUUCAUUUUUUCUUAGAAACUUUGUAUUCUUGAUCAAAGUGAUAUGGACUGUUUUUUUCUUCGCAUUCUUAAGUAUAUCGGUAUAUAACAAAAUAUACAUACGACGAAAGUAUAAUAAUAAGAAUAUCGAUUACGUUUUAACAUUUUUAUUCGCAUUCAAGCCGUUGUGUUUUCGAACAAUUGAGAAAUACGUUGAGCGUCCAGAAGAAAUAGCAAGUAUUGCCAAUAUAAAGAAUUAUAUCCAAGAGAGAAGCAUAUACUUGUUGUUGGUGAAUAAAAAAAUCAAUUAGUAAACAAUA
Molecule: messenger RNA, 1902 nt
Organism: Venturia canescens
Lineage: Eukaryota; Metazoa; Arthropoda; Insecta; Hymenoptera; Ichneumonidae
Product: 2-oxoglutarate and iron-dependent oxygenase domain-containing protein 3-like
Exons: 5
Coding region: 386-1378 (330 amino acids)
Cellular component (GO): membrane
Molecular function (GO): L-ascorbic acid binding; oxidoreductase activity, acting on paired donors, with incorporation or reduction of molecular oxygen; iron ion binding
Source: RefSeq, a predicted model, not a curated record